CGCAGCCAGGGAUGAGAAACUUGUCCCGGAUAUUUACCUAACUAUACCUGGGUCUUCCGACGCGCCCCGUCCCGAGGUUCUCACAGCGGACAGUCUGAGGAAUACGAUCCGUCUCUGAAGUUGGAUAGGUACAGAAUCAGUGUGAGACAGGCUGGCCUGGAUCCAUUAAUCAUUCACCUGGAAACCAAGACAGGACACAUGUCCCAACUCAGUGACAAGGUCAGGGCAGGGUGUUUGUCUUGAGAGGGAAGCAGAGUUACCGUGGUAACAGACAUGCCAAAACUGGACCUGCUCUGCCUAGUUCAGCUGCUGGACGGCACGAUCGAGACCUUCAGACUCAGCAAGCAGGAUGAAGGUGUGGUUCUGUUGGACCUAGUAUGCGACCACCUGGGCCUGCAAGAGAGGCAGCUCUUCAGUCUGCAGAUCAGAGAAUCGAGCACAGCCAACACACACUCUCCUAGAUGGCUGGAGCCUGAGAAGCCCUUGAAGAAGCAGAUAAAAGGUCUUGCAUCUCCCUUUUAUCUGAACUUCAGAGUACGUUUCUUCAUCUCUGAUCCUAACUCUCUGCAGCAUGAACAGACAAGGCACCUGUACUUCCUCCAGAUCAGGAGUGACAUUAGAGGACGGUUGCAGUGUCCGCUGAGUGCAGCUGUAGUGUUGGCCUCUUACGCCAUGCAGUCGGAGAUGGGGGAUCACUGUCCGUCUAGACUCCCCGGUUACCUCUCCAAGUGCUACUUCAUUCCUGAGCAGGAUGAAGACUUCCUGUCUAAAGUGGAGGAACUGCAUCCACAGCACAAGGGGCUGAAGCAAAGCGAAGCAGAGCUGUGUUUCCUCAACACAGCACGAACGCUGGAGUUGUAUGGAGUGGAGUUGCAUGCUGCCAGGGACACCAACGACGCCCCUCUGAUGGUGGGUUUGGCCUCCAGUGGUGUUGCAAUAUUCUGUAAUAUGAUUUGCUCCAGUUUCUUCCCUUGGGUGAACAUCAUCAAGAUUUCAUUCAAGAGGAAACGCUUUCUUAUACAUCUGAAACGUAAACAUGGGGAGACACAGGACUGUGAGGUGUCUCUGGUUCUGCCCUGUCCCAAGACCUGUAAGAACCUGUGGAGGUCCUGUGUGGAUCAUCACUCCUUCUUCAGCUCCAACCGGACUAACAAGACCCCAAAAAACAACAACAGCACAGUUCAGUCCUACAAAAAGCUGAUAACACAACACCUGGGCUUCGGCAACAGUAAAACUGAGAGCGGCCCAGUGUGCCUGCGUGUGGUGGGUGGGAUGGUGUGGAACCCAGUCGUGCAGAGGUCGAUUUCAUCAGAGCACCUCGAGACCAUGAGUCUGCCCUCUAGAUCGCCCCCUAACACCCCCAACUGGCGAAGUCCUCGAGUUCGUCACGGUAUCCGUAAGCCUCGCCCAUCCUCGGUUGAACUGACCAAUGACCUGAAAGACAUGUCGGAGGGGGAGGAUGUCUUCUACACAUACAGGGCAUCAGUGAGCAGCAGCAAGGACAGCGAGGGAGACGCUUCACCUCAUCAGUUAGAAAUCCUUUCUGGCUCUCACAGCCACGGGAGAGAUUUGUUGCAAAUGGACGGCAGCCUAGGAGAGGAGGAUGGUGAGCAGAGCUCACACCACUAUGAUAAGGGUGUUCUUGGCGACGGUGACUUGAUGCUUUUAUGUAUUGCCCCCGAUCAUGACGGCAAGUUUGGCUUCAAUGUUAAAGGUGGGGUGGAUCAGAAGAUGCCUCUAGCCAUAUCCAACGUAAAAGCUGACUCUCCGGCCGGUCGAUGUGAGCCCAAACUCCUGGAGGGAGACCUGGUGGUGCUCAUCAACGGUCGAGACAUUUCUGAACACACACAUGAUCAGGUUGUCAUGUUCAUAAAAGCCAGCAGAGAGUCACACUCCAGGGAGCUGGCCUUGCUCAUCAGACGUAAAGGUCCUGGCCGGGUGGCGCCCCUGCUGCAGUUACCUCCCGCCCUCACACUCACCGUCCAAUCACAGGGAGACAAGCCGUCCCCUAGCCCGUCGGAGCGGGUCACGACACUGGAGGAGUCGAUGAGACAGCUGGAGAGAGGAAUACAAUCGGGCACACUCUGUUUUCAUUUUGAGAAUUUAUACAGGAGGAAGCCUGGUCUGUCACUAAACUGUGCUCGGCUCCCUGAGAAUAUGGACAAGAAUCGAUAUAAGGAUGUUUUACCUUAUGAUGCUACCAGAGUGGUGCUCCAGGGCCAGGAGGACUACAUUAACGCCAGCCACAUCACGGUGGCGCCCCCAGAGUCUGCUGUAUGUUUACGUUAUAUUGCUGCUCAGGGUCCAUUGCCACAGACCUGCACUCACUUUUGGCAGACUGUUUGGGAGCAACAGACACACACCAUCAUCAUGCUAACAACUCUGACAGAGAGGGGACGGACUAAGUGCCACCAGUACUGGCCGCAUCCGCCGGAAGUGAAGGACUACGGGCACAUGCGGGUGAAGUGUCACUCCGAGGAGUGUAACCUGGCAUAUGUGACAAGGCAGUUCACUCUGACACACACACAGCGGGGUGAGGAACGUUCAGUCACACACCUGCAGUAUGUCGCGUGGCCCGACCACGGCGUACCUGAUGACCCUUCAGACUUCCUGCUGUUCAUCAGCUCGGUCCGGGAGAGGAGGAGAGGUGAAGAGCCACUAAUGGUACACUGCAGCGCUGGGAUUGGACGGACAGGUGUUCUGAUCACCAUGGAAACGGCGCUGACUCAGUUAGAUGAGGGUCGGCCGAUUUUUCCGUUGGACAUUGUCAAUACAGUGAGAGAUCAACGAGCCAUGAUGGUUCAGACCACGUGUCAGUUCCAGUUUGUGUGUGAGGCCAUUCUGCGAGUCUACAAAGAGAAACAGGAGGAGUCUUCAGCACCGUAGCCCAAAUCAGCAACAGGACCAGAACAGACACACUUACCGUUUCAGCCUCAUCUCAUUGCAGGCGACAGCCACCGAGGGAUUUACAGCGCUAUAGCAGAUUAACCUCUGUCACCGCCUGACUGGUACACGGACUGUAUAAUGAGAGUAUAACCAGCUUCAGAGCACAGCUGUCUGUGAUCUGUGUAGCCUAGAUUCAAUGUGAGAGUAUGAAUCUUACACCUAGUCAGCCUUAGUGUUUGCUUAUUAAGCUUGUAGAGGCUGCGGUCUCCAUAGAGACUGAUGUAAUACUGAUGUGAGCUGCUAAUUUCUGUCCAAUAGGCCACUCAGGAAUGCUGCCUCUACUUAUUAAGCUAUGUGUGCCUAAGACUGAAACCUCCCAGUCGAUGGAUCGAACAGGGCGGCAGAGGCAGACCAGGAUCGUUAUAAUCUGUAGUUUAUCUGUGUGUCCAAAGACGAAGAACAAGGCAGGCUUUAGAUCACUACAGAAGAUACUGUAAGGUCAUGGUGGUGCAGCACCGCAUGCCGUCCGCCAGAGGAGCACCAAAACCCCACUCUUCAACACUCUUAAAUUAUUAGCACACUAAAUAAACUCUGAUUUAUACUCAUGUGUCUGCUUUGUAAUUUCCUCUGAUAGUGAACAUCAUAAAUUAGAUCAUUAAAUAGGGAUAAGUCACUUUCUGUUGAGAUUCUUUAAUGUUACAAUCUUAGGCCCUGUUACCUCUGGACAAAAACCCCACUAACAUCUGGCUUUUGGAAACAGCGUUUAUUCCUUGGAAAGAUAACUCUGCAGUUGUCGUUUAUCGGCAGUGAUGGAAAGAUGACAGGGUGGACACGCUCAUUUUCAACCCUUUUUCUGAUGUGACGAAAAAUCACCAACUCAGGCUUUUAUGAGCUUCAAAGAAAGACUAAGUAAAAAAUAUAAAACGUAAAUACAUUAAUCCACCGUAGCAUUGAGCCGCUUUCUGCCGGGUUUCCCGUGUUUAAAAAAACCUGCGUAUAUGCGCUCAUUUUGGUGGGACAAGGGUAUACGGUCUCCUUUUCUAUUCCGGGAAUGUCGCCACAGUCACCCAGUUUAUAAUACUGCAAAUGUAAGGGCUUUCAUCAGCGAUAGGCUCAAUAACCUCUGUGUUACCUCAUCUGGUGAGAGAUAGUGACUUAACAGACAUUUAUUUAAAUUAAAAUCCUAUAGAUAAUUACUUAAAGGCUAUGGGGUGUCUUUUUAUACUCGCCUUUUUCACUCUUCCCUGCAGAAUGAAGCUGCUGAAGUAAAAAUAAUAGUUUGCUUAACCUUCAGCUGAAUGCCUCUGAAGCUGGCAUCCUACCGGUGAAUGUAUCUCAGCAAUACAAAUCAGCACAAACUGACAAAUAUUGUUUAAAAAAAAAAGACGACACUAUAACAAAAUGUCUAAUGGCUGUGAGGAUUUCAAUAUCUGCAGGUUUAUGAUGUUCUUUUAUGAUGUUGUAUAAUUCAUGUUAUUUGUGAACUCCUUAUUCUGUAGUUCUUUUUUCAUACAGUAUAAUGCAGGCAUGAAGAGCUGGUAUGAUAUUUACAAAGUACCCACUAAUACCACUAAAAUAUGUUGGAGAAUGAUACAGAAUACCAUGAUUUCACUUGUAAAAUAUAUGAAUCAUGUCCAGAACCAACAGACUGAUGCACAAAAACCUCUUUCUUUUGUAAAUGCAUUUUUAAAAGGAUAAGGUGGAAGCACACUGAUGAAAUUGAUUUCUAUGGGAGAGUGAUGCUUGUGUACUUUCUCCCAGAAUUGAAUAGUUCUUUUCUCUUUAUUUCUUAGAAAGAAACCUUUUUUAUUUUCUGUGUUUGAAUCAUAGGUUUGAAUGUCGUGGGAAUGGGAAGUUAUAUGUUUAGGAAUAUGCUGUAUUUUUCAGAUUUACAAGCACAGAAUUUGACUAUUUUAACCCAAUAAAUUGUAUAAACAACUGUGCAGUGUGGAGAGCACUUUUAAGAUCUUCAGGAUGGCAAAUAUUUUACAGAAAAUAUAAUUGAAUAGAUAACUAAAUGAAUAUUUACAGUAAAGUGUAUAUAUAAUUAUUAAAUAAUACAUUAUUACAUAAUUGUGUGUUUCUUCCGCGCUUUUAAUGUUUUUUUGGAAAGCACUUUG
Molecule: messenger RNA, 5006 nt
Organism: Cottoperca gobio
Lineage: Eukaryota; Metazoa; Chordata; Actinopteri; Perciformes; Bovichtidae
Gene: ptpn3
Product: protein tyrosine phosphatase non-receptor type 3
Exons: 27
Coding region: 274-2886 (870 amino acids)
Biological process (GO): protein dephosphorylation
Cellular component (GO): cytoskeleton; cytoplasm; cytoplasmic side of plasma membrane
Molecular function (GO): protein tyrosine phosphatase activity; protein binding
Source: RefSeq, a predicted model, not a curated record